Serendipita indica DSM 11827 is the source of this 2799-nucleotide messenger RNA. The record is from the annotation of a GenBank genome assembly. NCBI's taxonomy places the organism in Eukaryota, Fungi, Basidiomycota, Agaricomycetes, Sebacinales, Serendipitaceae.
AUGGCGUAUGCAUCUCGACGGCCACUCCCAGAUCUCCCCGUGAUAACGCAGGGGCUACAGGAAUACUCUAAUCCUCCAGCUAGAACACCCGUCUCGUCAGCGGACAUGCAUUCGCCCGACUCGCCGUACUAUCACGGUGGAUUCCCCUACUUUCCGUUUACAUCUCGUCCAACGAAUCCAGUGCCCAAUAUUCACUCGAGAGAAGAAAACUAUUACAGCCCAACGCGCUCCAUUCUCGCUGGUGGGACAUUGCUUCACAAAGGAUUCUAUGAUCUCCUCGCAUUGGCGACUCCUUCACGGUUAUUCACAAAUGCCAACAAUGAUGGAUCAAAGCUAGCUGCUGGACCGAGAUAUGAACAGCUCCCUCCCGGUAGUCCACCCAAGAUCGUCCCCUCGGGAGUGGCAGCAAACGCCGCUGCCAAGAGCACGAAACCGCCUCCAGUCACAGUGCCUGGGACAAGCACCCCACUCAGGAAGAACAAGCGGAUCAGCAAGGACAUGGUUUCGAGCCCGACUGGCUUUGUACAUUUGGUACAUGCGUCGGAUUAUGAUCAAGGGGAGGCUCUUCUGACACGAUGGGGCCCAGACAGGAUGGGCAAAUUAGGAGACCCGCGAUGGGCUGACCCUAUCAAAUCCAUGGUCCGCUCGACUGUUCAAGCCCGAGCUAUCGCACAAGUCGUGGGCGCGAUGAAACCAUCCCCAGGUUCCGAGGCCAGUUAUGAGCCCACGAUCACCCCAGCACCGUUACGUGUGGUCAAUGGGAUGCCAUCUGUCAUUAGCACAAUAACGACCGUCGGUGCUGGUACGUUGCAUUCAUCACCGCCGCUCCCAACUCCGAAUACAGAAGCUAGUUCACCCGUCCAGCAAUCGUCGCCUACCAUACCUCAUCCCUAUGCUACUGCAACGACAUCCCCACCACCCGCAGGCUUGUCCACCGCGCCAUCGGCAUGGCCUGUAUCGUCAGUUCCACCAAACCAGCCGCUAAGCGCUCACGCCGAGGAAAAUGACGACGGCGAAAUCGAUGAAUCCAAUAUGUCACUCGACCCAUGGGCCAGGAGAAGAGCAGAAGCGACGUCCACACACCUCACCGGGAAGGCGCCUCGCAAAAUUACACCCUCAUUGACCACAUUGGAGAAGGCUGUUUCAGCCAGAAUCUACUUUGAAAACUUGUACUUCCCGUUGCUUCGGAUGCAACCUUCGCGAGAGCAGCGAAGACUCGCGAUGGAGAAGGAAAUGGCACAGCUUGGUAUGUCAGAAGGUCAGAAGGAGCUACUCCGGCAACGGUGGAGAAAGAAUGAGACCGAUUAUCUUCGCGAACAGAGAGCAAAGGUCGACGUCAAUGCGUUUGUGAAGCUCAAGACUAUUGGCCACGGUGCCUUUGGUGUUGUAUCUCUUGUCAGAGAAAAGGGAUCUGGUCAACUGUUCGCCAUGAAACAGGCAAGUAAACCAAAGACGGAUAUGCUUCGAAAGGGACAAGAGGGCCACGUUAGGGCAGAACGCGACGUCCUCAAGGGCGCUGCUCUAGUCUCCAAUCCCAACGGCGCCGAAUGGAUCGUUCGCCUCUUUUACAGCUUCCAAGACAGAGACCAUCUCUACUUGGUCCUCGAGUUUAUGGGUGGAGGCGAUCUUCUUAAUCUUCUGAUCGAAAAGGACGUCUUCGAGGAACCAUUUGCUCGAUUCUAUAUCGCCGAGAUGAUAUUGGCAAUCGAACAAUGUCACAAGCAAGGCUUCAUUCACCGCGAUAUCAAACCAGAUAACUUCCUGUUUGAUCCUAAUGGUCAUAUCAAGCUAAGUGACUUUGGACUCGCCACCGAUCUCCACUGGGCCCAUGAUACGUCGUACUAUGAGCAACAGCGCCGCGACUUGCUGCGAAAGCAUGGUAUCGACCUGGAAGAUGGUAACGGCGACGCUACCAAGACAAAGCGAAUGGAUCGACGAGAAGUUGAGAAGAUCAUGGGUGAAGGCCCUGGAGGAGUCUUUACAUGGAGAGAGAAGAACAGGAAGAAGGCAAGUGUCACAUUUAGAAUGACCCUUGCUUAUUCUGUUUGCGGUACCAAUUCUUAUAUGUCUCCGGAAGUGAUCAGAGGGCAAGGUUACUCGUUUUCCUGCGACUGGUGGAGCUUGGGCGUGAUCUUAUUCGAGUGUUUAUACGGUUAUCCACCCUUCUUGAGCAACUCGCGUCAUGUCACCAGGCAAAAGAUCCUCAACUGGAAGCAAUCUCUCAAGUUCCCGUCCAAGCCAAGGGUCUCACGUGAGGGCGUAGACCUGAUCCAACAACUCUUGUGCGAGCCAGAAGACCGCUUGGGUUCACAGAGGACAGUAUCGAUCAGCCGGCCAAACUCGCUCAUUCUUGCGAAUCGACGGAGCGGCUACUAUGGGCAGGGAUCCAGCGUGGAUGGUGCAGAACUCAUCAAAGCACAUUCAUGGUUCCGAGGGGUUGACUGGGACAAUAUACACCGAAUGGAGGCACCCUUCAAACCUGAUCUUAAGAGCCCAACAGACACGAAACAUUUUGAUCAGGACAUUCCUGACGAGCCUCUCGCACCUGCAAAUGGCGCCCCUGCCGACGCUACAAAGGACCCGAUGCUCAAGGACAAAGUUCAUGGCGAACAGAUUCUAGAAGUGCGCAAAGCGUUGGCAUUUGCAGGUUUCACACACAAGAGCCCACGACCGAUCACAUAUGCACGAAUCGACAAGAUGUGGGAGAAUGAGGCCAUUGGCGAACCCGAACAGUCCCGAGGACGAGGAACUGUGCGCAAUUCGGGUAGUACAGUCCGAGGACGAGCGAUUUCGAUGUAA